AUGUCAGAGGCAGAGAGGAAGGCGACGCCCGAGGAGGAUGAGCGACAGAUAGGAAAAGACGUCGGCGGAGAUGUGUCGGUCGGAGGAGAGGCCGAAACUGUGGAUGACGAGGAGGUGACCGCGAUAUUCUACAAGACGAAGGUAGUGGAGUUCCUUGGGCGUUCAUCCCAGAUCAUCCUUCAGAACGACAACGGACCUUGCCCUCUCCUUGCCAUCUGUACGUGGCUCUCUGUCUCUCCGUCUUUUCUCCUGGCGCGUAUUCUCUUCGAUCUGGAGAUAUUUCCUUGUUAUCGGUUAGGGCCAUCUUUCGCUUCUUCAAGCCGCCCUUGGUGUAUGUUGUUUGGCGGUUGGAUUUGAAUUCGGGAACCGUAAAAGAUGGAAAGGAGUUAUAUUGUCAUGCCUAGGGUUUAGGAAUUGGAAAUUCUGAUUUGCUUCACCGAUCCUUUCCUUGUAAAUCUAUUUGGGCAUUUCUCGGCUCAGACUUUUGAUGUGCGGAGCAGGUAAUGUUCUGCUGCUGCGUAAUGUCAUCGACUUGAGUUUGGACAUUUCCGAGGUCUCACAGCAAAAGCUGCUCUCCCUUGUUGCGGAAAGAUUGCUGGAUUCUAAUAGCAACUUGGAGGUCCUUGUUCCAGAUAUUUUCUUAUGAACCGCUUAAGACUGAAAACGGCUGUUUAAACCAUUGGCUUCUUUUUUCUAUUUCAGGGAAAAGAUGAAGAUUAUGUUAGCAAUCAACAGAGGAACAUUUCUGAUGCAAUUGACCUUCUCCCUUGUCUUGCCCGUGGAAUCGAUGUGAACGUUCUGUUCAGAAAGUAUGUUCCCAAAGAAAGUCUUUCUUGUUUAUUUGUUUUUCCCGCAAGAAAGUCUUUCUUGCGGCACUCAUAUGAGUAUUUUUGGUUUAUUUUUCUAUUUUCUCAGUGUUCUUCGAACCUCAUCCCUUGUUUCUCGUUAAUUUAAAUUGUAGGAUUGAUGAUUUUGAGUUUACUCCGGAGUGUGCUAUAUUUGAUCUACUUGAUAUCGGGCUAUACCACGGAUGGAUAGUUGACCCUCAGGUAUGCAUUCUGACAUGCAAAUAUAAAAUGUUUCACUCUAGCUUAUUUUCUUAUCUGUUUCUCCUUGAUGUCUUUCUUAUCCGUUUCCCAUCGUAUAUUAUGCUGUGUUUGCUUAUUGAAUUUAUCUCUUUUUACUGUUAGUCAACAGAAAGUAAUUUUAGCUAAAUUUUUUUGUACCGUCAUAUUUACACUAAAGCGUUAUGUAUAUACUGGGGUGAAUCAGGAAAUGUUAUGUCUGAGUAUGUGUAUCUUUAAAUUCAUCUUUUAAUCCCACUGCCUUCAGUUUUCGGUGACAUUACAACAUAAUUGCUGAACAGUGGCGUCUUUGCUUGAUGUGUUUGUUUGCAACUCUGGCAUCCUCUUUACAUUUAUUCUUUCCGAGGUGGUUUACUCACUUUUUUGUCGGAUAAUUUACACCUGGAUUCUUUGAUGCUGACAAAACAGACCUUCAUACUAGAAACACUGUUGAAAUAGUCAAAAGAUGGAUGGAUAAUAUGGUAAUAGAUAGGGCGUCAUUGACAUGGGGAUAAAACUUUGAGGUGACAGGCACAGCAUGUAGGCAAGUUGAACAACUGUGAAAAGGAAUCGACAGAAGGCUUUUCUCUCUGCAAUGCCCACACAACAUAAACUCGUCUAGCUAGGCAAGGUCACGGAAUCCUUGAUGGCAUCAGAUAUUAGAAUAUUCUAAGGCUAGACAAUCGAGGAAGUAUUUUAAUUGAGAGGAACUCCAGAUCGAAAGUGCAGCAUAACUCCAUCAUGAUGGAAAGACAAAUUAGUGUACUCAAAUACGAGAUUGAGGCAGUAAUUAAGCCAGAUAAAUCUCAUUCUGGGGUUUCAGAUAUUGCAAUCUCCCUCAGUUUCCAUGGGUCGGAAAAAGCUCUACCGAAAAAAGAAAAAACGAGAUAUGAUUGCGACAACAUCAUCAGUUUGCAAAAGAGGCUCCAUUAUUUUUGAAAUAUGAAAGGGUUUCAUUUAUCAUAACCCUACUCCAGGUUGAUAAGAUGAAGGAGAGCAGACUCAUAAUAUGGUUUUGCUGUUGUUAUAGAAGCUGGGAGUCAUAAUUUGGGAUAUUAUAUUCAUUUUAUAAUCAGUGUGGUUAACCAUUUUUUCUAGCUGGACGGAGGUUGAAAGUGUAUAAUCCUGUUUGGAUGGGGCAUGGUACUUUUCAUCAUCAUAGACAACAUCAAUAUCUACAAAAUCCCAAUUUUCCUUGCCUAUCUGAUGUUGUAUCUUUUCUGUGAUUUUUAAGACUGUCAACAAAAUUAAUGACAAUUGUGUCAGAAGUUACUGUUGACAGUCUUAUUUUUGUUGAACUAUUAAAAAUGGCUUUGAGGUGUUUAUUCCCUAUUUCCUCUAACACUAUCAAUUUUCUCGUUGACAUAUUUGAGGCCCAUCUGUAAAGUCAUUCUUAUUGCAAUUUCGAUAGAUUUAGGGUACAGUGUUUCUUACUUGCCUCUGCCACAGUCAAGAUUGAAUGAGUCCGACUAAAAGCAAAAUAUCCCUACUCUCUUAUGACUGUCUAGUGUAACGUGCGCACUUCUGAUUUGAUCUUUUAUCUCUUGCAAUAUUAUUGUGUGUUUGAUAUAGGAUAUGGAAACAGCAAAUGCUAUUGGAUCGAAGUCCUACAAUGCUCUUGUUGGAGAACUCGUUGCGCUUGACACGAGGAGUCCCAAGGAAGAUAAGUACCUUCCUGAAGACGACUCUGUGGAUUUUGCUGCUGCAGCAACUGCUGCUCUUGGAGUUCCCUCCCCAUGUCUUUCAAGAAGUUUAUCGUGCAAUGAUCCUCAGAUUUUGGUUUUAGGUGACCACAGAAUAGGAAGAGGGGAUUUAGAAGAAGAAGAAGAACUGAUGAGAGUCUUGAAAUUGUCAAGAGGUGAACAGUCAAUAUCUGUCACACAUUCUGUAAUAUCAGACACAAAUUCGAGUGAUGCGACUGCAAGUUCAGGGGAAAACGUCAUCCCCAAUGAUGCUCUAUCUAAUGUUGUUUCUGAAACGUCAACAACCCAAGUUGUCACUUCUUUGGAGUCUAAUAAGCAAGAGCUUUCUGUAUCCGAGGCUUUUUACAAUACCCUUUAUCUCGAGGAUAACAACACUUGCUUGCCAACUGCUGAAAUGGGGGGGGUAUCCACUAGUACUACCAUUGCCAGUCAUCCUGGUGAUUCCGAAGUUUCUGAAGGUAUUUUGAUUCCUUUUUACUAUGUGGAACCCUUUAAUGUCAUAUGCUAUCUCAAGAGCAGAUAUUUUACUUAAAUCCUCUUGAAACAGAUAAUUCUUCCUCUGAUCAUGCUUAUGAAAGCCUUGUGAACGGGUCCAUGGAAGAUGGGGGCAUCUCACAGAAACGUAUGCUGAAGAAGUCGACUCUACAUGAUCUUGAAAAUGCUAAUAAUUGUAGCGAGCAUGGUUCUGAACUUUUAACUCAUCAAGCUUCACCAGUGUCUGACUUGUAUUGCUCUCCUGGAGGGAAGGAUGCCAAUGAGAGCUUCAGUUUAAAUCCUAAUGAUAUUGAGCCAUUGUAUGAGGGUGAAGAAUGCAUUCUUGGUUCUGCAAUUUCAGACUACAAAAAUCGUGAGCCAGUUUAUGAAGGUGAGAUGAUUCUUGCCGAGCAUGCUGAACAAGAUGAAGGCUUCAUCAGUGCUCGUUCCGAGGAUGCAACUUCUAAACAGCAAUGUAGGUCGCCAGUCACUUAUGAAAUUGGGAUUAGAUACCAAUUUUCUAUCGCCAAUUGUAAUACUAUCGCAGCUUGUUCACCAACUCUGGUGUUUUUUUUCCAGGGCAUUUAAUAAGGAACUUUUUGAAGGACAAUGCGAGCCAAUUGACUGUUUACGGGUAUGAUUACUUAUAUGAUUCGUAGUUGGCUUCUGCUGGCUAUAAUUUAUUUCAGGGAAUCCCCUUUUUUUUUUAACGAUCCAUUCUGCAGACUUUUCUGCCUUCAGGAAGGUUUGAAAGAGCGAGAACUGUGUGUCUUCUUCCGUAAUAAUCAUUUCAGCACCAUGUUCAAGGUAGUGAACGAAAGGAUUCAUCAUGUUUCAUAGAUUUCCCUUUAUAAACGGUAAUCGCCUACAAUCUUUCUUUUUUCUUAUUGUUUUCAGUAUAAUGAGGAACUUUACCUUUUAGCCACUGACCAAGGCUAUAUAAGCCAGCAAAACUUAGUAUGGGAAAAGUUGAAUGAGGUAGGAUUUCUUUCUUCACUAUUUUUUUUGUUAAAAUCAAAAUUUUUCACUGACAUCAUUCUUCAUCAUUCUGUAAAUUAUUAUCCCAAAUGUGAAAACUGAUAUGGUUAAUUUUCGAUUUAAUCUUCUUGCUUAUUAGGUGAAUGGUGAUACAAUGUUCAUGAGAAGCGAUUUCAAGCAAUUUAUGCCAGAAGUUCAAGUGAACCACUCAUGGGAUGAGCAAAAUGGAAUGAAUGUGUGUCUCAGCAAAUACUUGUUUUUUUACCUCUCUCCACCUAUUGAUACAUGGAUGGUUCUCAUUCUAAAAUUUUUCCCUGUUCAGGAAUUUCUCGCAGUGGAGGGUUCAACAUCAGGGAACUCAACUUUUAAGUAAUUUAAUACUCCAUUCAUACCGUAUUUAUUUCAUCUUUUUGAUAAACUAUAUUGUAACCAUUUCCUUGGAAAUAUGAUGUGUAAAACAUUUGUCUUCUUACAUGCAUGGAUUUCCAAGUAGUCAAAUUAGUUCUGAGAAAACAUCUGGGACGUAAAAGGUGACUUUAAAUGACGAGAGAAUCUUUGAGGUUAUGAUAAUGGCAAUCUGCCUCAAUAAUUUGAGAAUUUCUGCUGUUGCAUUGGAUGGGGGGACUCGAGUGAGCUCUCCUCUUGAACUUCUGAUUGAUUAUCUAGGUCUGUCUGUUUAUAGGUUGUAGAUGUUGUGGAUGUGUAGAUAUUUUCCGUUUCAUCUAAUCAGUUUGGCCGUUGUUGAAAGAGCAUUUGAUUUUGCGAUAUCAAUAUUGAUGUUGUUGCGUCAUUUUGCUCAUUGUCUUUUGAGCAUAUGAGCUACUCUUGCUGAGAUAGACUUUUUUUCAUUUAUUCAUUGAUAUACCAAAUUUCGUGUGUGAUUAUAGUGAAGGGAACAAUGUUUUUGCCGAGUCCUGUGUAUGCUUGAUCAUGAUUUUUUUUGUGCUUCAACUUAAUAUGCUUAAUAAUAUAGUUUGCCUUUGAAAAUUGUAGUGUAAUGUGGAAUUAUUGAUUGUCAUCUAUUUUUCUACUCGCUUAAUGAUUCUAUAGUGAUUUGGGUCCACAUACUGCUUUACUUAUCCAUGGUUUAAUCUAUGAACCCAUCUGAUUUCUGCAUCUAUGUCCUACGAGAUGGUUUUUUUUUUGUUUUGAUAAUUUUCUGUUGAAAACUAUGCAGUUCUGAUCACGAAUUAG
Spirodela intermedia is the source of this 5413-nucleotide messenger RNA. NCBI's taxonomy places the organism in Eukaryota, Viridiplantae, Streptophyta, Magnoliopsida, Alismatales, Araceae. The record is from the annotation of a GenBank genome assembly.